GGGGCUGCAGGUUUGAGUCUGGACAGGAUCAUGUCCUGAUCCCAUCACCGCUUUCUUCCAAAGGACUUACAGUUGACUGCAAAGAAAUACUACUGCAAGUACCUUUGUAUGGUUUUACUGUGAGGUUUUUCAGCUUUUAUUAGCUUAAUUAUAAUCAUUUUAUAUAAAAAUGUAUAUUAUAAAAAUAUUAAUAGUUUUAUAUUUUAGAUUCCAUUUCUGAUCUGAAAGUGUUUGCCUAAAUCAUUUUAAUAGACAACUACAGUAUACAAUUGUGUCAACAUAGUUUUUGUUACAAAACAAAAAGUUUUUUGUAUCAUUUUUAAAUUUGUUUAUUUUUCUUUAAACGAGCCUAUCAAAUUUAGCGGAAUCUAGUGGUGAGGUUGUGAAUUGCAACCAACGGCGCACUCACCUUUCAUAGCACUACGGUGGCUGACACAGAACUAAGAUGUCGUCACGUUUUCGCUUCUUUGCCGAAGGUAAUAACGUACUGUACAAAACAUGCUCUCUUGAGCAGUUUGUCCGUUUAGGGCUACUGUAGAAACAACAUGGCGAAUUCCAUGUGGGGGACCCAAGGUGUAAGUAGAUAGAAAUAGCUCAUUCUAAGAAUAAAAACAUAACGCUUCAUUAUAAGCUCUUUAUACACCUCUGAACACAUAGUUUUGUAUACUAUAUUGCAUUUCUGUCGAUAGAUCCUCCAAACAAAUUACACACAGCACCUUUAAAUGUUUUGACUAGUAAUAAAAAAACAGUCAAUGUGAUCCCAGCACGGGAACUUAAAUACAGUUUAAAAAUCAUCCCUUAGUGAAAUCUCAAGAAACCGGUAGAUAAAUUGGCAAUGAUGAUAACGUUUAUUCAGCAUUGAGUUAUAACACAAUUCCCAUAGUUGCAUUUUUAUAUAUUUGCUUUUAUUCCAAAAUGAGGAAACAUAUUAAUGUGUAAGUGAACCUAAACAUUUGAGCAGUAGUGUAUAUUUUAUACUAUAUCAAUCUUAAUUUUCUCCCCGUCAAUCAUCUUGAGCAAACAGAUAGUUAUGCUCUGUCUGUGUGGUGUUCUGCAGUUUGAUGUGCUACAGUAAAACCCAUUUAAAGCAACAUGAUUACUAUUUUUAAAUUAUUACAUAUGCAUUUUAUGGCCUUAUAUUAAUAAAAACAAGAUGACCAUUUCAAUAAACUAAAGGCAAUUUUAACCAAAAAACAUUGAGGAAACUGUCUAUAGAUAUUUAUGGACUAAAGUACAGUACAUAAUUAUUUCCUGACAUUUAGACGUUUAAAUGCUGUUGCAUUUAGAAGCACUAGAGGGCAAUGACUUCAUCCCUCAUGUUCCUUUCCUGAAGAGUCUGAGGGGACAUGGAGAUGUAAGAGAUGUACAAAGUCUUCAGGUCCAAACUAACCCAUGGAAUGAACGAAUGUCAUACUAUCAAGACACAUGAGAUUUCACAUGGUAUCUAACUACACGGUUACAUUACAUUAUAACUACCAGAAAAAAAUCUUCAUGGUGAAACAUUGAAAACUAACGUACUGUAUGACUAUUGAAUUGGUCCUCAUUAUUUGAAAUAAACACAUAUCUUCAAAUGUAAUAAUAAUAUAAACAGGUUUGGCUUUAGGGGUAGCAUAUUGUAAAUAUCUUGGUUUAAAAAAUCUUGUGUCUGAUGAUUGUCACUUAUAGCUUUGUUUGUCUGUGUGUUUUAUAUAGAAAAGAGGAACAAGAGAUGCAUGUUUUUCCUAUUGUGGUUAAAUGGAGAUGAGUUCAAAACCAAACAAACAACAUAGUUGCAGGAAGAAUGACAAAAUAAGCAAAGAAAGCUUAAAAGCACGGUCAGUACCGUGUAACAUCCAAAACCAAAUUGAGAUUUACGAGUACACAAAUGUAAAACUGCUAGAGUAAAAGUCGAUUAAUUGUUUUUGUGACUGAAAGCUUUUUUUUAAGCCACAUAACAGCUGCUUUAACUUGUCUUCAAGUACUGUCAAAACUUGUUUGGAAAAUCAUUUUUCAAGUUUAAAAAGACACAAGGAAAGCCUUCGGACGGGACCUCAAUGAAGCCACAGUGAAACAUUUUACAGAUUGAUCAUUUAUAUACUUUUUGUUCAUAUUACAUGAAUAAUGAUAAUGUGGAGUGUUGACGUUUUAUCUAUAUUUAAAAGGAUGUUAAAAGGAAAAGCGGCAAUGGUGUGUGUGUGUGUGUGUGUGUGUGUAAUCUUGUAGCAAUCCAAAAGCAAUUGGGUUAAGUCUGGGAUGCAAACUCGUGUGGGCUGCAACUCAGAGAUGCAGAGACAGUGAGAAGGAGAGAGAGUUUGAGGAGGAGAGACAAUAUGUUUUCAGGACUGGAUGAUUAACGGUGGGCUUCAGGGGGAGGUAUCAGAGUGCUAGACCAAAAGAGAGGGAGGGAAAGAGAGAGAGGUGUAGAUCUGCAGAAUCUGUUGGUAACUUGUGUGCAACUGAUGAUUUUCCUUCUGGUCUCUUCACACUCACACGAUUCUCUUUAGAGAGGCAGUGAGAUGUGACAGUGAAUCAGAGAGAUGAUGAUUCAAAGACACACCAAGUCCAACUCAGUCAAACAGAAUGCAAGCUGGAUGGCACACAAAUGAUUUAAACUGGGGACCUAUGAGCCAUAACGCGUGACCUCUUCAGUGUGGCCUCAACAAAACUGGAGUCAGGAACGGCUGGUGGAGACGCGAUCACGGCAUAACUGGAGGAGAACUUUUCAGGAGCCCAUCCUGCAGCACUGUCUCAUCUAUCUUAUGGAUAUUCGGGUUUCCGUUCUAUGCCUGGUGCUUUGAACCUUGGACGAGCUCUGACCCGCCACUUGACCUUUGACCUCUGAGUGAAGUCUUCGGGAAGACACGAACUCCAGAUUGACAGGAUGUUCUGGAAGCUGGCAAUACCUGCCAUUUUGGCAUGGACCCUCUGCGUAACUACGGAAACCAAGAAGCCACGCCCCCCGGGUUCCAUCCCGUCCCCGUACAAGCAAAAGGGCAACGAUGUGUCGUCGCCGUCCCUCACGCUGUCAUCGUUGCCCCAGCACACGUCGCCGCGACGGCAGAAGGGUAAGCACGAUGUGCUGUCGUCCAGACGUGAAGCCCUGGUGGUCACCGAGCGAAAGUACCUGAAGAGCGACUGGUGCAAAACACAGCCAUUGCGUCAAACUGUCAGUCUGGAGGGCUGUUUGAGCCGCACCAUCAUCAACCGCUUUUGCUACGGCCAGUGCAACUCUUUCUACAUCCCGCGUCACCUCACGUCUCAAACGUCAUCGCACCGAAGUCGAAAAGCGGCGCCCGUGCAUGACCACAACUCUUCAUUUCAGUCUUGCGCCUUCUGCCGGCCGAGCCGAAUAACCACGGUUACCGUACGGCUUCACUGUCCCGGCCUACAGCCGCCGUACCGGCAACGAAAAGUACAGCGCAUUAAGCAAUGCAAGUGCGUGUCUGUGAACGUCAGCGCUGCGCAUUGAGCGAGACGGCUAAAUUCACGUGUAACACAUAUGUUGGACAAACUGAGUUCUGUUUUGACUGGGAAACGCAGCUAAAUGGAACUGCCCAACAAAGGCAUUUAGUCAAUUUGUGAGAUAUAUGCCAAAGACAACAGCUAAUCAGAGUCUGGCCACUUUUAAUAUGUCCGGACUUACCGCAGAAUGCUAACCGGGAAUGCUGAAUUGCUGCCGAGCAGCGAAGAAAACAAAGUUGGAUUAUUUUAUACAGAUUAUACACAAAGAACAUAUAAACAAAGCAGAUGAAUUGAAUUAUAAGAACUAAAACUGCAAAAAUGUUUUUUUAUUAUAAAUGAACGUAUAUUAUAUUGACCUUUUGUUCUGUUGGUUUAUGUUUGACCUCUGUCCGACCUUGAAAGCCUGUCCCCCUGAGGGUGUAUCCCAGUAUUUCUGUAUUCUGCUUCAUCUCAGCAGAGCUGGUUUUAUAUUGGCCUUGAUACCUGAGAGCAGUAGAAAUGUUUAACUACCAUUUAUCUUGUCUUACUUAUCCUGCCACUAUACGUGAGUGCUGUUAAAGUACAGAAAAAGACAAAUGGAUGGGCGACUGUGGACCUUAUCAACUGAAAGGGGGUUCACUAUAUUUUCACGAAGUACAGACAGUUAACGGGGGCUAAACGUAAUUUUGACUUGCCUCUAAUAGAAAUGCUGGCAUUGGUUUGAUUUCAUCUGAUAUAAAGUUCUUUGAUGUAUUUUGACCAAUUAUGUACAGAGUUUCUUUCCUUGGGGUUUUUAUGAUCAUUAAUAAUGUGCACAAUGUAAAAUAUUUACCUUAAAGUCUAUCAGACAUAUGUAAUGACAAUAUUUAACAAAACAGCUACAUUGUGUAGAUAAUGGAAUUUAUGUGACAGAUCAAGAACAUGUAUGAAUAUAAAAUAUAUAAUGAACAAGUCUUUGAAAAAUAAAAAUUUAUUAUUUCACA
This is a messenger RNA of Triplophysa rosa, 4403 nucleotides long. It is a transcript of the gene grem2a, whose product is annotated as gremlin 2, DAN family BMP antagonist a. Gene Ontology annotation, molecular function: receptor ligand activity; BMP binding. The transcript has 2 exons. Gene Ontology annotation, biological process: animal organ morphogenesis. The record is from RefSeq and is a predicted model, not a curated record. NCBI's taxonomy places the organism in Eukaryota, Metazoa, Chordata, Actinopteri, Cypriniformes, Nemacheilidae. The coding region runs from base 2861 to 3448 and encodes 195 amino acids.